AAUGCCAUUUUAUUUGAGCAGUUAUGAUAUUGUCAUCAGCUGUUCGUUACCUCGUACGUCAAAUGCUGAAAGCGAAUGUGUUUUUCAUGACAUUUACUAUUUGAGCUAGUCUGUAGUCACCCAGCAUCAGUGUUCAAUACCUGAAGCAGAAUUUAGACGAGCCUCCAGGCUGAUGCUUUGUGCCCCACUUAGAAAGUUGAUGUCGACACAAAUAAUAUUUAUAUUAAAUUCCCCAGACAUUGCCCUGUUUCAUGUGCAUCAUGACUGGAGAGCAAAAUGAUGGAAAAGAUGUGCAGAAAGAUAAUAGACUUCGUUCUGGCCGCUCCAAUGUGACUUCGUUUGUUCGUUUUGUGAACCGGACACAUAGGUUUGUGGAUAUUGUAUGGUUGAACUAUGAAGGUGCCCGUGUCAAAUACAAGACACUGCAGCCAGGUCAGUUUGUUGAUGUUAAUACGUUUGUUGGCCAUCCUUGGAUCUUUCGGGAUUCUGACACUGGGGAUCAUCUGGUAGUUCAGCUACGAGAGGUAUUUGAAAUGACAACAGGAUGGACUCCCAAUGACGGGGUGCCGCCCUGGAGGAAAGUUAUCAACAUCACCAUUCCAGUGUACACUCUGAAGGACAGAAGUCUGCAAGUGAUCAGGAGCUUUGUAAAUCGGGACAGAAUUCCGGAACUGGACCUUCCUCUGGAGCUAAAGGAGGAAAUAACAGUAAUGUUUGAAGUGUCCAGGCGUAGGAGAUUAACAGACAUCCCAGACAGUCCGGUGGCACAUUCUUCACAAGAUGUGAACUGACAGAGGUUUGAAGGCCUUGUGACUUUCAUAUCCAUGGUUUAGAUCCAUAAAAGGAUUUAGAACCAGUGUAUUAUAACAGGGUGCCGGUGAUACUGGAGGUAUAAGCUUUUUGCAGUUUUAGCACUGCAUGAAAGAUGAGGCUCCAGUUUCAUCAAUAUUCCUGAACUUAAAGGAAUUCCAAAACUUAAAAUCAAGCAAUUUAUAGAAUUUAAGGAAUUAAAGAUUAAGAUGUUUCACUUAAACUCAACCCAAUAAUGCUUUCCUGUCAAAAAUUUGAAGUCAAGGAAUUUCUUAAAUUUAAGGAACAUAGAUGACACUGGGGACUAAUAUCAUAAUCUUGAAAAAGGAAAAAAAAUAUUGGAAACCUUCAGAUUAAUAUGGGGCCAGGUGACACAUCCGGGACCAUCGCAGAAAGAACAUAUUUUUUUUGUGGUUUGACAGUCUGGUAAAAGCAGACAUGUAACAGGCAGCCAUCACCACAAGUACUGAACUUACAGCAUAUAACAGCAAGGCAAGGGACAUAACUAGAUACUCUUUAGUUGUUGUGUCCUGGUUUAGGAUACAGCGACCACAUGAAGUAAAUAUUUUUCCAUAUGGACUUGUACAUUGUAACUAAAGAAUGAAGAGUUGAAAAGUUUUUAAUGUUCUGGUUGGUCUAUCAAAGUUAAUGCUAAUUCAUAGUAAAGUGACUUAUAUUAAAAUGUUGGGAACCUAACAAGACCAUCUUUAGUUAAUUCCAAUUUGUUAAAAUAAUUUUUUGAAGAACAAUUUUAUACUUUUGUGAAAAUUUGAUUGGAGUGAUAUGGAAUGGUUGUCCACCUGUUUGGUGUAGACUUUCCUUUGUCCAGAAAUUUACUCUCUCAGUUAUUGACCAGUCUCUUUGAAACUUGCUCACCUUUUCAUAAUGAAUAUAAGUUAAAUAUAGUUGUUUUCCUGA
This is a messenger RNA of Pecten maximus, 1728 nucleotides long. Its product is annotated as von Hippel-Lindau disease tumor suppressor-like. Bases 252 to 791 code for a protein of 179 amino acids. The record is from RefSeq and is a predicted model, not a curated record. NCBI's taxonomy places the organism in Eukaryota, Metazoa, Mollusca, Bivalvia, Pectinida, Pectinidae. The transcript has 3 exons.